GCAGGCAAAUAUUCUAUGCAAUAGUUCAUGCCGCUAGAGCUCGUGGUUGACGACCAAAUAAGCAGCAGUGCAGUAUUAAUCUGGCAUUAAACGUAAUUCCUCUCUCUCACAGCGGAGAAAAGUUAUUUUCCUUCAAAUUUCCGUACAAUAAUCAUUAAAUUGACGUGAUCAAUUGGUUCGAGAAAAUGCCACGCGGUAAAUAUGUUAGUUACAAAGGCCGGAGUCGUCACUUCACUAACCCCGAGGAACUGGAGGAGCAACGACGCCAGGAGGAAAAAAAGCUCCAGUGGAGAAAGAACAAAGGGAAGGAUAGUUCAAGUGAUGAGGAAGAUGAACCCAAAGCACACGGUGAUUCAGUAAAAAAUAAUAGUUCCUCGGGGUCAGAUACCAACAGCGAAUCAGAAUCAGAAUCAGAAACUGAGGGAAAGACAAAGGGUGUAGAAAAUUUAAUUCAAGUUGAAAAUCCAAAUAGGGUACAAAAGAAAGCAAAAAAAUUAUCUCAAUUAAAUCAAUCUUUAGACACAGCGAAACCAGAUUUAUCUCGUAGAGAACGGGAACAACUAGAAAGACAGAGAGCAUAUGCAAACUAUCAGAAAUUACACGCGGCAGGUAAAACGGAAGAAGCACGUGCGGAUCUAGCACGAUUAGCUAUAGUUAAACAACAACGGGAGGAAGCGGCUAAAAAACGAGAAGCUGAAAAGAAACAAAAAGAACUCGCUCUUCAGAGGAAAACGGAACUUAGGCAAAAAGCUCUUGGCAAAAAAUCCUAGAACGUUUUAACUUGAGUCAAUUAAAAUAUAUUUGAUGUCACAACUACUAUUACAUUAACAAUAAUGAACAGUUAAAAAAUCUACUUUCAUAUUGAUACUAAUUAAAUGGAUCAAUUCGCGCAUUUACAGAAUGCGUUUGAUGAAAAUAUCCUUGUUUAAUUAUACAUAAAUAUAAUUAUUACAAUAACUAAA
Bombus pascuorum is the source of this 962-nucleotide messenger RNA. RefSeq names its product 28 kDa heat- and acid-stable phosphoprotein. The record is from RefSeq and is a predicted model, not a curated record. Gene Ontology annotation, cellular component: cytosol. Gene Ontology annotation, molecular function: RNA binding. The coding region runs from base 186 to 770 and encodes 194 amino acids. The transcript has 5 exons. Lineage: Eukaryota; Metazoa; Arthropoda; Insecta; Hymenoptera; Apidae.